Molecule: messenger RNA, 1864 nt
Organism: Menidia menidia (Atlantic silverside)
Lineage: Eukaryota; Metazoa; Chordata; Actinopteri; Atheriniformes; Atherinopsidae
Source: the annotation of a GenBank genome assembly
AAUUAUACAUGUUAUUAGAGCAUAGCGAAGUUUGUUGGUAGCACUUAAAUGUUAAGUCCUGCGCACUAUACUUCUCGUUUUAUUUCCCGUCGUACUUUAUUUGCGUUCACCAAAGCCUUUAGCGGCUCGGCUAUGCACAGAGUUUUUUCAGUUUUGCAUUCCGGAUUUGGUAUAAACCCACCUGUCAUAGUAACUAGCUAGCCUGUUAGCUUGUGGCAGCUAAGCAGCGUGUAUCACGUUCAAAUUUAAUGUUUUCUGCACAAUCUCAAGACUAGGACAAUAAAUGGCAGCCCGGCGAGCCUUCACAGAUACGGAUACUGCGGACGAGGCGGUUAGGGCGACAUGUGACGAUGCGUCCGUCUGCAAAAGGUUUGCUACCAGUAAAUCUUACUGGAAAGAUCCAUAUAUUCAGUACUUUGUGAGAUCUGUGGGAGAACGCAAAGCCCCUGAAAUCAACAGAGGAUACUAUGCCCGGGUUCAGGGGGUGAAAUAUCUUCUGGAUGCAUUUAUAAAGAAAACAGAAUGUGAUUGUCAAAUAAUCAACUUGGGUGCUGGACUGGACACGACAUUUUGGAGACUUAAGGAUGAAAAACUCAUGCCACGGAAAUUCUUUGAGGUUGACUUUCCAACUGUUGUCGCCAGAAAAAUACACUAUAUAAAGACAAAAUCCCCCCUGUCCAAACCCAUUAUCGAGACACACUCAACGGACGCCUUACUGCUAGAUGGUCAAAGUCUUGACUCAGAUCGUUACUGUAUCAUUGGAGCAGACCUCAGAGAUAUUAGUAACAUGGAUGAAAAACUGAAAAAGUUCCAGCUUGACCCAGAGUUACCAACCUUGCUCCUAUCAGAGUGUGUGAUGGUCUACAUGACUCCAUUGCAGUCCUCCAACCUUGCUCACUGGGCAGCAGAAACCUUUCACACAGCAAUGUUUAUAAACUACGAGCAGGUGAACAUGGGGGAUCGAUUUGGACAGGUCAUGAUCGAGAACCUGCAGCGCCGUCAGUGCACCCUGGCUGGAGUGGAGUCCUGCCAAUCCCUUGACUCUCAGAAGGAGCGGUUUCUGAGGACUGGCUGGGAACACGCUGAUGCCCUUGAUAUGAUAACAGUCUACAGUAUGCUCCCUCAGGAUGAUGUGGCAAGAAUUGAGAGUUUAGAGUUCCUGGAUGAGAGGGAACUGCUGCAGCAGCUUCUUCAGCACUACAGCAUCUGCUGGGCCACCAAGGAUAAACUCAACCUGGGGCUGUCGCAGUUGACCUUUUGAACGUGAAUACUCCCCCCAUCAACGCCAAAAUCAACAGAAGAAGAAGAUACAGCAGAGGAGGAAUGAGGGAAAGAGGAAGCCAUCCUUUCUCCACCAAGCUCUCAUCUGGGAGCCAUUUCCAGACCGAAAAGUCCCACCAUAAGCGGAACGGGAUUUCACGCUCAUCCUUUGAAACCCAGCAUGAGUUGAUGAUAAAACAUGAUUAGGGCUGUGAGAAGGUCUGCCCCAACACUGGUUGUAAAGUGAAACUUUGCUCUAUUAGUUUUGCCUGAAGAAAACCAACCGAAAAUCUUAUGUGUUGGCUUUUGAGCACAGUGCAAAAACAAGAGCAUAGCAGAUGUCAUGUUUUUUGUGUUCUUCCGUUGUUUAAUUUUGAAUUAAUUUAUUUAUCAGACACACGCAUACGAUUGCUGCGGUUGAAUUUCUUGAAAGCACGUCUUAUAUUAGCCUGUAAACUGGAAUUUUUUCUAUGUCUGACAGUUUAAGAUGUAAUAGAUUAUAGUGGAGAUUAUUACAAAUAAAAGUUCUUUUGUCGAAGACGGAUGAAAAAAAAGCCAUUUAGCUCAAUUUAUUUUCUGACAUUCAUUAAUCUUCAUUGUCAGG